Messenger RNA from Linum trigynum, 2214 nucleotides. The record is from the annotation of a GenBank genome assembly. NCBI's taxonomy places the organism in Eukaryota, Viridiplantae, Streptophyta, Magnoliopsida, Malpighiales, Linaceae.
AUUUCAAUCAAUUUUCUUGCCUUAACAGCAUUAAAUCACCAGCUAUUGCCAUCCCCCCACCACCUCACUAAAACCCUUUUCCCUCUUUCCGGUCCUUUUCUUUUGUUUUUCACUGAAAUCAAUUAACAACGGAAAACAAUUCUCCACAUCUAUCUCUAUAAAACCUCUCUCCCCUGAGCGUUUUCCUCUCUCUCCAUUGCCACACUGAGCCUCCCUCUCUUCCUUCCUCUGCCAUCCCCCCCAAUCCCCCACUUCAGCCGCGCCUGCUCUCUCCAAGCUCAAUCUCAGGUUCCUUCUGAAUCUAUCUUGAAUGAAAAAUGCGCAUCUCUCUUUCUUGCAUUUUGGGUUUUUGUGUUUUUUAACUGGCUGCUUUGCUUUCGCUUUUGGGAUUAGAUCUGUUCCCUUAUACUGUAACUGGCAUUGGUGUGUAGUAUUACUCUGUAAUGGCGGCGGUGUUUGACUCUCCUCUCCUUUCGUUAGCUUAAUUUAGCCUUCAUGAGCUGUAAUCUGUUGAUUGGAAUAAGAAUAAUAGAAAAAAUAGCCUAAUUGAGCCACCAGCUCAAAUUUUUGCAUGCAGGACUCGCCCUUUCCUUUCGUCAUUUUCGAUGUGCUUAAGAAGCUGUUGCAAAUUGCCGUUUUCUUAAGUUUCUCUUUCUUGUUUUGGCCCACCAUGGUUGAACCAGUCAAGAUCUGAACUUUCUCCCUCAUUACUCACUUAGAUCUGUUAUGCUUUCAGUUCAUACGAUUUCAGCAUGUGGGUUCCUAAAAUCUUCUCCCCAAAACUAUCACCAAUUUUGUUUCCCCCCUUUUGCUCACAUUGCUAGUCACUUGUCUCCCUCUGGCAGGAAUCUGAAUAUAGUGGAAUUUGUUAUAGGGGUUUGCUGCUGGAUUUUGUUCAGAUGGAGUUCCCUAGCAAGUUGGUGUUGUUGUUCCUGAUAGCCAUACUGUCGUCAACACUGUCUCAAUCGGCUACGAGCCCUCCAGCCCCAGUCCCCUUCAGCCCUGCACCAGCUCCAGCACCAACUUCCCCAUACGUUAACCUCACCGAUUUGCUUUCAGUAGCCGGCCCUUUCCACGAAUUCCUGGGCUACCUCCAAUCGACGAAAGUAAUCGACACAUUCCAGAACCAAGCGAACAAUACCCACCAAGGAAUCACCCUCUUUGUCCCUAAAGACUCUGCUUUUCGAGCACUCAACAAGCCACCACUCCCUUCCUUAUCCAAUGUCUCCGCGGACCAGCUCAAGCAGAUCAUGCUCUUCCACGCGUUGCCUCGGUUCUACUCUUUGGCAGACUUCGACAAGCUCAGCCAGAAGAACCCUGUGAGCACAUUUGCAGGUUCCGGCCAGUUUGCACUCAACUUCACUUACACCAACGGGUUGAUCCGGAUUGAUUCUGGUUGGAGCCAGACUAAGUUGAGCAGUGCUGUGCAUUCGACUAACCCUGUGGCUAUAUACCAAGUUGAUAAGGUGCUGCUCCCUGAGGCCGUCUUUGGGACCGAUAUCCCACCAAUGCCGGCUCCUGCUCCUGCUCCUGAGAAGGCGGCGAGUCAAGCUCCCGACGCAGAUAGUCCUUCUGCUGAUGCCACGUCGGGGAAAGGAGGGAAGGGUUCAGGGGAUUCUACUUCAUCAGCUGGUUCUGCUGGGCUUGGUUUGUUGAGCAAGUUGGUGGUUGCUUGCGGAGGAGUGAUGAUGUUGUUGUUGUGAGAAGUUUUAAGAGUCGUUUAAUUUAUGUUUCAUCCCUUUUUCGAGAACAUUUCAAUUUGUGGGCUAUUGGAGUUGGUGUUUUGGGAUUUGGAGACCGUAUUUAUUUUAUUUAUAUGUAUAAUGUCAUUCUGGAUUCCAGUGAGGUGAAAGUUGGUCUUGUGACCUCUUUUCUUUUCCUGGUUCUCUCUUGAAAUUUGGUACUAUUACAGAAGAUUCAGGGGAAAGAGGUGAUUUGUUGCCUGGAAAUUGUUUGGUUACUGAGAAAGCCGGGUGACGGGUCAUCAAUCAAUGUGAAAGGUGUAAGGAAGAUUUUGUUUAUGGAGAGGGAAAAGGACACUUGGUUCUUGCUUGUCCUAUAAGCAAAGAAAAGUUUGCUUCUUUUUGGUCAUUUUGGAAGGAAUCCGAAACCUUAUUCUAAGGAAUAGUUAGGAAGUUAAGCAGGGUGAGGUUGGAACGUGUUUAAUGAUUCCAAUGGCUUCACCUUGAAUACGAAUAAGACAGACUUUGCAGU